Zychaea mexicana is the source of this 438-nucleotide messenger RNA. Its product is annotated as HAD-like domain-containing protein. The transcript is spliced from 4 exons. Bases 1 to 438 code for a protein of 145 amino acids. The record is from RefSeq and is a predicted model, not a curated record. Lineage: Eukaryota; Fungi; Mucoromycota; Mucoromycetes; Mucorales; Lichtheimiaceae.
AUGAACCCUAGACGUUGGUGGGAAGAGUUGGUGUAUGAUACAUUCGUGUUUUCAGGCGUGCCAAGGACAGUUCUGGAUCCCAAGUUUGAUAAGUUGUUCGACUCCCUAUACAUGCGGUUUACUUCGGAUCAAGGAUACACUGCAUUUCCUGAUACAAUCGACUGCUUAAGAAUGCUUAAAAGACACAAGAUAUACACCGGUGUGAUUAGCAAUUCUGAUGAACGAUUGACCGAUGUCCUGAAAAGUCUCAAGUUGACGGACCAUUUGGAUUUCGUGUUGCCGAGUUAUCGUGCAGGUUUCGAAAAGCCGUCCAAGGAAAUCUAUGAUCAAGCACUUAGACUGGUCAAGCCAGCCGUAGCGCCCGACGAAGCAUUACAUGUUGGCGAUGACAUCAAUACUGAUUAUCGAGGUAUUAUACCAGUAUCUUCCCCCGCAUAG